GUGACCACAUCUACGUCCAUUCUCAUGCUUCGACUCCUACAGAGCUUCUGGAUGCGAUGUGUCGCCAUGUCAAACGCAAUAAUCUCUCUGAUAUUCGACCAUCACAUAUCGUUCUAAGAGGAAAAAUACCUUGGACUGAGAAGGAAUAUUGGGACAGCAUCCGUUCGAACUGUCUCUUCAUAUGUGCAAAUUUGCGGAGCCUAGUGAAUCAAGGUCACGCCGAUUACACUCCUGUAUUUCUCUCACAAAUUCCCUCACUUUUCUAUAGCAGAGAAUUACCCGUGGAUGUAGCGCUGAUUUCCGUAAGCCCUCCAGAUAAACGAGGAUUUUGCACAAUGGGGGUAGACAUUGACUGUUCCAGAGCUGCAGCAAGUAAUGCAAAGAAAAUUGUAGCUCUGGUAAACCCAUCUUUGCCACGAACCCACGGUGACACAUCUAUCCACAUCUCACAAAUCGACUACAUGGUAGAAGUAAAAGACCGUGAUGUUCACGCGAAACCAGACGGAAAGGAGCCCAGUCAGGUCGAAAAAACAAUCGGAAAAUUGAUAGCUGAGAAUCUAGUCGAAGAUGGAGCCACUUUACAAUUAGGCAUUGGCACUUUGCCGGACACAACAUUGGCGGCUAUGAAAAAUCACAAAGAUCUCGGAAUUCACACAGAAGCAGUGGGAGAUGGUGUGAUAGAUUUGAUAGAAAUGGGUGUGAUAACAGGUUUGAAGAAAUCGAUAUUGCCAGGAAAGAUCGUGACUAGUUAUGCUUACGGAACAAAGCGAUUCUAUGAACUCAUUGACAACAAUCCUCUUUUUUACUUCGAGAGCUGUGAGUUCACGAAUCAUCACGAAGUGAUUCGAUCAAAUGCGAAAAUGACCACUGUGAACGCUUGCAUUGAAAUCGACCUUUCUGGCCAGAUUGCCUCCGAUUCGAUAGGAAAUACUCUUUACUCAGGGUUCGGUGGCCAAGUAGAUUUCGUCUCAGCUUCAGCAACAGCUCAUGAUGGUCAAGGCAAAGCGAUCAUAGUGCUUCCAUCGCGAACGUCAAAAGGGAAACCAAAGAUAGUUUCUUCCCUGACAGAGAGUGCAGGAGUCGUCACAACACGAGGGCACACUCACUACAUAGUUACAGAAUACGGAAUUGCGGAUCUAUUCGGGAAGAACAUUCGGCAACGAGCUUAUGAACUGAUUCGGAUCGCACACCCUGAUGACCGGGAAAAUCUCGAAAAAGCAGCUUUUGAGCGAUUCAAAUGUAUGCCGUCAAAAAAUUAG
Molecule: messenger RNA, 1259 nt
Organism: Cylicocyclus nassatus
Lineage: Eukaryota; Metazoa; Nematoda; Chromadorea; Rhabditida; Strongylidae
Source: the annotation of a GenBank genome assembly